AUGCUCAGAUCAUGCUGUCUUUAUUUUUUCGUGCUAAUUCAUUUAUUACUGUUUUCUAAGGCGGACACACUAACAGAAUCUUUAAUCGAUCAUUUUAAUGCAACGAGUGUCGAUCUUCCAUCCAUUAAUUUUUCCUCCUAUAAGAAUAAUGAGUUCAAUAUAUUUGGAUUAACCGACUCUAGUCCAUUAUUGUUAUAUAAAUAUUUUGGCCAAGAAAAUUUUACAAGCAAAUCUUUAUUUGCAGGUAACGAGUUAAUCUACUUCAAUAACAAUCCAACUAAUUUGUAUGAUAAUACCACCACAAAAUAUAUUAAAAUAAAUCAAUUGACUAAUCACAAUAAUAUUCCAAGCACCAUGAUAGAUCACAUAACUUAUUUUAAAGAAGAUAGUUUUAUAUUAAGUGGUUAUGGCUAUUUAUCAGCCACAAAUGGUGACGCCAGUUAUAAUUUGGCUAAACAGCUUUUUCUAAAUUUAACCAGUCUACAAUAUUUUGAAAUAUUUGACCAGGAAUUAUCCAGCGUUAACUCUAUAUUGGUUGAUUCAAAUAUAGUUUAUUUUGGUGGUGAUUUUUCCUUCAAUAAUGAAAGCCAUAGUAUUGCUAUAUGGAAUUAUACUUCAAAUAGCACUAGCAGUUUACCAUAUGUAAGGGGGUUUGGCUCAAACUCUACCAUCAAUUCUAUUUUGAAAUUAAAUAAUGAUUCUAUAUUGUUUGCUGGCAGAUUUAACACAUUAGAUAACUUUACGUAUUUGGAAAUACCAGAAUAUUAUACCAAUACCACACUUAAUACCACCACAUAUAUGUCAGAAAAUUAUACAAAUGGAAAUGACAGCAGCAUAAAUGAUCAACAAGUAAGCCAACUUAUCCCAUUGAUUUAUAGUACUUGGAACACAGAUAAUGGUGGAAAUUCACAGUUAAGUAAUGAGCAAAGCUUUAUUUGCCCAAAUGUUCAAAAUACUGAUGUUGAUGAUCAAGAUAACUGGAUAGGAUAUGAUAGUUCCAGUUCAUUUUUUUCAAUAAACUUUUUAAACGCGGAACAACCUUCUAAAAUGAGAAUAUUUAAUUCGCAACUUAACCCAGUUACUUUGUUUAGAGUGCUUUCCUUGCCCACCAGCGGUAUAAUGAAUUUAACUUAUCUGGAUCCACUAACCAAUACGAUUAAAAGUUGUGAUGCUUUUUGUCCACUUUAUCACAACAUAACAACUGAACAACAACAAAAUGUGUAUAUUAAUGAUAACACUACCAGUUUAUCAUACAGUCCGUUUUAUCAGGAUUUUGCCUUUGUAAAUGAGGUUGAAAUGGAGGGGUUAGAGUUUUUAUCUUUAAGUGGUGUUAAUACAGAAGUUGGAUUGGCUGGCUUUCAGCUAUUUGAAAGGUUAUUUUUCACUUAUGCUAAUAAUACUUUAAACGACCCAGAGUGUAACAGUGCGGGAAACUACUCCAGUGCUUCCAUUUCUACAACCACAGAUUGGUACAGAGGAUAUGAUGGAGAAAGCUAUAUUGCUUCAAAAUUUGAAUCAAAUAUUAAUAAUAUUACUGAUAAUACACCGUUUGUAAAAUUUAAUCCGCUAAUUAAUUAUAAUGGAAAUUACACUAUAAAUUUAUAUACUCCUGGCUGUACACAAGAUAGUACGUGUUCUCAAAGAUCAAUUGUUAAUGUCACUAUUUACUAUCAAGAUGAUGAAAAUAGUUCUACUGAUGAAUUGAAGUCGCAAAGUAAAAUUAUUUAUCAAAAUAACGACAAUGACAAGUAUGACAACAUAUACACCGGGUAUUUAUACUCUGCACCUGUGAUCAAGAUGGUUUAUUUUGAUACAGUAUUGCCCGAAAACACAAUUUCCAUUAUGGUUGCUGAUAGACUAUCGGUUUACCCCAAUGAAAUUCCGGAUCCAUAUUCGUCUACAACAACUAUUACCAGAAACUAUACAGAAAGCUAUUCGGUCAAUAAAACCAUUGAGUUGAAUGGGUUAUUUCAAUAUCAACCUUCUAAUUUUACCAACUCGAAUUUAAACACCUCACAGAAAAUUGGUAACACUUCAUUGAAUAGGUAUAUCAUUGACGUCUUUGGCACCAAUGAUUUAUUAAAUUUGUAUGCUGUUCCCAGUGUAAACGAUUCAGUUUUCUUGGCCAGUUCUACGUUGGAUGGGAUUAUUAAAUUACAACUAGAUAAUCAAACCAACGAAAUUAUGCAGGAUUCCAAACUCAACUCCGGUGGAUCUGUUUCUUCUGUAGGUGUUUUUGACAAUGACAUUGAUAUUUUUUUUGGCAACUUCAAUGUCAGCAACCAAGAAUUAAGCAUGUUGUAUUAUAAUCAAACUUUCAAUUCCUUUGGUAAAUUACCCGAUAAUCAAACGAUAAGGACAUUUCAAAACAUUACGUUUUCUAAUGGUACCACAUAUUUAGUUUUCAACAACAAAUAUUUUUUUAACCUCAAUACACGCUCUUAUGUAUUGAACAACUCAGAUUUUCAGACUUCUGUUUGGUCGGCAGAUUCUAACUCUAAUGGAGAUACGUUAUUUUAUGGUGGUUUAUUUGAUAUAAGUGGGUUCAGUAGUGUGGCGACUAACCAACCCAUCUCUAUAACAGACAAUUUAUCCACUAUCGGUACAUUUGGAAUACCAGCCAGUAAUGGUAAUGUUAAUGAAGUGUACGCUGCGGUGUAUAUUAACGAAUCUUUAACUGGAUAUGCAAUUGAGUCUAAAGCUAAUGAUUCGCUUUUUAAUUAUGUAACAUUAUUUGAUUCUGUGCAUAAUCAAACAAGGGAUUUGACAUCACGUACUUUUAAAAAUAAAAUAUCAAAUAUGGCUUUUGUAGAUAAUAAACUAUUAAGCGUUGGAACUGAAGGAACAGAAUUCACUAUUUUCAACUUAUCUUCAACAAAUAAUACAAUUUCAACCAUUGCCAUGGAUUUAAAUUCUACACUGGAUACAUCUUCUAUUCAAAGUGUUCUAUAUUUUAGCAAAAACAACACUUAUUUAGUUGGCGGGGAAUUCAAAAUUGGUGAUUGUAACGGGCUAUGCUUGUUAAAUAUGAAUACCAGAAGCUGGUCCACUUUCCUGAAUAAUAGCAUUAGUGGAGAAAUUAGUAAAAUGCAAUUCUCUAACAUUACUGGCUUAUUAUAUAUAGCUGGUAAUUUUACCAAAAAUAAUAAUGGUACGUUUUCGAAUACUAGCGAUGUUCAAUCUGUACAGUUUGCUAAUGUUAAUCUCACAUCAUCACAGAUCAAUCUUUUAAGAUACAAUGAUGAUGAUCAUUUAGUUAAUGAUUUUGUAAUUGCCAGUGAUUCUACUGAUACUAAUUAUGAUUCCGUCACUGUAAUCUCUGAUAACUAUAUUUAUCAGUACAGUAAUGGUUCAUGGUCUGAUAUUUUAAAUGAUAAUUCAUUUAAUUUGAAUAGUACUACGUUUACUUCGAUCCAAUUGUUGAGCAAAGCUGGAUCUAAUAUUAGUAGUAAAAAAAAGAGAAAUACUGGCGACAUUAUAAGUAGCAACACAGACAAUACUUUAUUAGUAGUAGGCCACUUAAACCAUUCGUCAUAUGGAAUUUUUGGUGCAAUGUUAUACUCGGAUGGAAAUUGGAUUCCGUAUUUACAAACAGUUGAUUUUUCUACAAAUUCAGAUGAUAAAAUUUCGCCCGUACUUUUUAUGAACCAAGACAUUUCCAAAUUUUUAUCAUCAGAAAUUCCUUUAAAAUCCUCAAAUACUACUAAUAUAACACAUGCUACCACUACUACUUCUUCUUUUUAUAGUACGAGCACUAUUAUGACCACUAUUAUGACAUCUUCUAGUACUCCUACAUCCACAACACCACAAAUCCCCACUGGUAUUAAGAAAAUAGACCGUGGUUUUAUUGUUUUAAUUGGAUUGGCUUUAAGUAUAGGUACUGUAGCCUUGUUAGGUUUAAUUGGAUUAUUAGUUAUGUUGUGGUACACAGAAAAAAAUAAGACCAGGAGACUAACACCACGUAUUAAUGAGGAUGAAAUGCUUAAAACAGUUCCACCUGAAAAGCUGAUGAGAUAUAUUUGA
Messenger RNA from Saccharomycodes ludwigii, 4023 nucleotides. RefSeq names its product Rax2p (gene RAX2). NCBI's taxonomy places the organism in Eukaryota, Fungi, Ascomycota, Saccharomycetes, Saccharomycodales, Saccharomycodaceae. Bases 1 to 4023 code for a protein of 1340 amino acids. The transcript has a single exon. Gene Ontology annotation, cellular component: cellular bud neck; cellular bud scar; plasma membrane of growing cell tip. Gene Ontology annotation, biological process: cellular bud site selection; positive regulation of establishment of bipolar cell polarity regulating cell shape. The record is from RefSeq and is a predicted model, not a curated record.